Messenger RNA from Oryzias melastigma (Indian medaka), 2572 nucleotides. RefSeq names its product kelch-like family member 36 (gene klhl36). Gene Ontology annotation, molecular function: cullin family protein binding. The coding region runs from base 245 to 2155 and encodes 636 amino acids. The transcript has 10 exons. Lineage: Eukaryota; Metazoa; Chordata; Actinopteri; Beloniformes; Adrianichthyidae. The record is from RefSeq and is a predicted model, not a curated record.
UUACUUUGAAAAGCUUAACAGGAAACAAACACGGAUGUUAGCUUUUAGCUAAACUUACCGAGUUGUCAGUUCACCAAAAACACUUUAGCUGUUUAACUGAAAAUGUUCCGGAUGUAGAACAGAAAGUCAUGAUUCUGCCUGGAAACUGAAGAAGAAGAAAACCUCUACUUCUUGGUGAAGAAGAUGAUUAUUGUGCAGUUUCUUCCGUCCUCAUUCAUCUGAGAAUGCUGCUUCCUGCUGUUUUAUGGUGUUUUUGAAACGUGGAGCUUCUCUGCAGCCGAUCCGUGGAGACAUCAUGGACAAACCGAGCCGCUUGUCUGGACUCUACCGGAUCAGUGAGACUUCCAAGGUCUUCUCCUCGGUGGGUCAGGCCAUGGAGGUUCUGCAGGGCCUCAACGAGCAGCGGAAACAGAAGCAGUUCUGCGACGUGGUGCUGGUCGCGGAUGAGCAGCGAGUUCCAGCGCACAGGGCUCUGCUGGCCGUCUCCAGCGCUUACUUCCACGCCAUGUUCACCCUGGGGAUGAAGGAGGAGCACCAGCUGGAGGUGGAGCUGGUCGGCAUGUCCUACGUGGGCCUGAAAGCGGUGGUGGACUUCCUGUACAGCGGCGAGCUGAUGCUGGAUGGAGGCAACUUUGACUGUGUGCUGGAAGCUGCUCACCUCCUGCAGGUGUGGCGAGCCGUGGAUUUCUGCUGCCAGUACCUGGAGCGGCAGGUGAGCGAGGACAACUACCUGUACCUGCAGGAGCUGGCGCAGCUCUACAGUCUGGAGCGGCUGGACGCCUUCAUCGACCGCUUCAUCCUCGCGCGCUUCGCCACGCUUUCCUUCACUCCGGAUUUCCUCCGAAACGUCACUCUACACAAGCUGGCGUCCUACCUGUCCAGCGGCCAGGUGCAGCACGAGAGCGAACAGGCCCUGCUGCAGGCCGCCCUGCAGUGGCUAAGCCACGCCCCUGAGCGGACCGCCCACGCCGGCCAGAUCCUCUCCCACGUCCGGUUCCCGCUGAUGCCGGCGGGCGAGCUGGUGAGCCGGGUGCUGCCGGCGCUGCGCGCUCUGCUGCCGCAGGAGACGGGCUGCGAGGCGCUGGUGGAGGAGGCGCUGGGAUACCACGCCAGGCUGAGCGCCCAGCCGCUGCUCCAGAGCCCCAGGACGGCGCUGAGGGGGGGGGCGGAGCAGCUGCUGCUGAUCGGAGGAGAGGUGUUCGAGCGCGGGGAGGAGCUGAGCUCCAAAGUCUGCCGGCUGGACGGCGAGACGGGCAUCUGGGAGGUGGAGACGGAGCUGCCCGCCCAGCGGAGCCACCACUGCCUGGCGGUCCUGGGGGGGUUCAUCUUUGCCGCCGGCGGCAGCUCCUGCAGGGACAACGGAGGGGACGCCGCCUGUAACCUGCUGUACCGAUACGACCCCCGACACAACCAGUGGAGCCGGGGGGCGCCGAUGAACCAGCGGCGGGUGGACUUCUACCUGGGCGCCGUGGGGGAGUGUCUGAUCGCCGUGGGAGGGAGGAAUGACACCGGAGCCCUGUCCUCCGUGGAGGUGUACCGCCCGGCCGAGGACUGCUGGUCCUACGUGGCGAGUCUGCCCAGCUUCACGUACGGACACGCCGGGACAGUCCAUCACGGUGUGGUCUACAUUUCCGGCGGUCACGAUUACCAGAUCGGGCCGUACCGCCGAGACCUGCUGAGCUACAAGCCGUCGCGUGACGGCGCCGUGUGGGCGGAGUGCCAGCCCAUGUCUCUGGCCCGCGGCUGGCACUGCAUGGCCUCGCUCAAGCACCUGAUCUACGCCAUCGGGGGCAGCGACGACCACGCCGACACCACCGAGCGCUUCGACAUCCUGCAGGCCGAGUCCUACGACCCCGGCAGCGGCCAGUGGACCCAGGUGGCGCCGCUGCUGCUGCCCAACAGCGAGGCGGGCCUGGCCAUCCGGGCGGGGAGGAUCUUCGUGCUGGGGGGCUACAGCUGGGAGAACAUGGCGUUCUCCAGAGUCACCCAGGUGUACGACCCCGACAAGAACUGCUGGUCCAGAGGGCCGGACCUGCCCAAACGCACCGCUGGAGCGUCGGCGUGCGUCUGCACCGUGAAGCCUUCGCCGCCGUCAGCCUCAGUAGAGAAGAAGAAAACCGGACGAGACGCCAGAGGGAGAGCUGGAGCGACGUAACGGCACGGCGGAGGGAAAACUGGAAGAUUUUCUAAACGAUCGUGGGAUUAACGGACAGUUUCUCAGUCUUUGAUCACAUGACGCUGGAUUUAAAGUCUGUCUCUACAGUCGGGAACGAUCCCGGCGGUGUCGAGGUCGUCACAAAUGCAGGUUCUUUUAAAGAGUUUUCUAAGGUUUUCUAUGUUUUGCAUUUUGUUGUUUUGACUCCACAUGGAAUCACACGUGUGUUACGAAUGUAAGCGUUUGAUCUGCAGAGAAAAGAGUUUCUGUUACAAAUGACGACACUCCUCUGGCAAAAGGAUCGAAUGUUUUAAUGUGACGAUCACUGUUACACAAACAGCAUGUCGGCGUGCUCUCUACUGGAAUAAUUAUGAAAAGUCUGAUGUUUGCUAAAGUAAAGCUGUUCAGAUCCUCUCA